Messenger RNA from Punica granatum (pomegranate), 1670 nucleotides. The record is from RefSeq and is a predicted model, not a curated record. Lineage: Eukaryota; Viridiplantae; Streptophyta; Magnoliopsida; Myrtales; Lythraceae.
AAGAAAAGAAAAAAGAAAUGAAAAAGUUGAGGACAGUGUAAGCUCGCGUUGAGCCGCAGACUCGACACACAGAGAUCGAUCCAUCGACCGGACAAAAGUAAACAAAUGGUAUCAACAUCGUCGUCUUCGAAAGGGGACUGAACCUCGGGGAGCAGCUCGUCAAUGGCGUCGGAGUCGAAGGGCUGGAGCAGAACAGCUCGAGGUGUGGUGAUCAAGGCCCUGGUUCUCGCGGGAGGAGCUCUCCUCCUCAAGCGCCUCACCAAGUCCACCACCCGCUGGGACCACGCCCGUUUCGUCGCCAACUCCCUCUCCGGCGAGAAGUUUUCGAGGGAGCAAGCUUCCAGAGAUCGUGAUAAUUACUUCAACAUUAGAUUGCUCGCAUGCCCAGCAGCGGAAAUGGUGGAUGGUUCGAAGGUUUUGUAUCUUGAGCAGGCAUUUUGGAGAACUCCACAGAAACCGUUUAGGCAGCGAUUCUGUCUAGUGAAGCCUUGUCCAAAGGAGUUGAAGUGUGAUGUUGAGGUGAGUACAUUCGGCAUCAGGGACAUGGAAGAGUACAAGAAUUUCUGUGAUCGUCAAAAAGACCAGCGGCCACUGCCUGAAGAAGUUAUUGGGGACAUCGCUGAACAUUUGACCACCAUCCAUCUCAAACGCUGUGAUCGUGGAAAGCGUUGUUUAUAUGAAGGUUCGACUCCACCAGGCGGAUUUCCUAAUACAUGGAAUGGAGCAGCUUAUUGCACUUCAGAACUCGCUAUCUUGAAGAACAACGAAGUGCAUAUCUGGGACAGGGGCUAUGACGAGGAAGCCCAACAGGUCUGGGGACCUAGGUCAGGUCCAUACGAGUUUAAACCUGCUCCAGCACCGAGCUACAAUGACGUGUUCUCUCUAAAUUUCCCCACCUCUGCGCAGUCUCUGGAAAAAAGAAUAGAAGGUUCAUUUGUGUUAAGAGAAUAAUCCUAUGCAGACUGAAUUCUUUGUAUACUGUAGUAGUAGCUAUGGCUUUGGAAAGUAUAUAGCAUAUGCUUCUCACUAUAUACUAUAUACUCUCGGGUCCAUAUGUGCUAUUCUCUUGCUCUAUUUCUCUUUAGCAGUCUUCGGCAAUGAUCGUUAUCAUGGAUUAAAUUUUGAGAUAACCUUCAAGUGUUUACAGAGAGAGCAAAAGAAACCACGUAGUUAUCGGGGAUUCCUACAGAAGUCUGUGCUUUGUGAAAGGCGCUGGAAGCGAUAAUCACAUCGGAGCUAAGCUUCUUGUUCAGUCUCUGUAGCAUCUGCAGGAACUCUGCCAGCGGGGGCUCUCCAGCACAUGCAUCCGCAUGGACAUGUUUCUUGGAGGAAAUAAUGAAUAACAAAUCGAACGUUCUCUGGUAAUGUUGGGAUGGUUCAGAUCAGAGUGUCGGAGAAAGAACCCUGGACAUGUACGUAGAAAUACUGAUGCACCGAUGGAUGCACGGAGCCGGCUAAGAUGUAGUUGUUGCUGUUGUCCACGAGCAAAGUACCAGAUUGCAAAGAAAGCCCGGCGAACUUGAUCGCUGAAGUACAGUGAUGAUCACUUUUUGUUGUGUGACAAUAACAUGUUUGAAGGAAUAAAGGCGAAGAUUAUGGUCCGGCCCGUUAUUGGUGAAAUAUCCAAAUUUAUUCUAUUACGUUUAUAUAUAUAUGGCGAGGUGGGCUCG